AUGAGAAAGGGGAGGAUUAAAAUCGCAAAGCCUACUCCUGUUGCCUAUAUGGUCGACAAUUUUUUUGCCGGGAUUUUCGUUGCUGGCUUGGAUGAGAUACUCAAGGGUGCCACACUAUGGAUGCUGGUUUGUGGGCAUAUGGUACACGAAACUGAGUCAUUCAAGAGUUUCACGACUUGUGUUAAACAUUAUGACAUCGCAAAUGCAUUCGCAUUCGGUGCUGAAGGGUUGCAUGUCUGUCUUACUAUGCCAUUUAUAGCUGCCUAUGUUGAGCGCAUCCUCGUCGAAGGCUUCCUGGUGCAAGAGGUCAUGACAAGUCUCCUUGCUGUGUGUCCUCGGCUCACAAUGCACGCCUCUAUCAUUCACAUUCAUGUUAUGAAUGCUCUUCGCCGUCGCCUACCAACAAUUGUUGAAUACAACAAGGGGGUAAUGCACAUCGAUGACAAGGCUUCCAUCAUCGUGUCGACCUAUACCUUCUUCGACAAGAACCAGCGACCAUGGGGCAACGCACUACCCCUUCAAUGCUCAGGCUGCAAGUGUCUCCAUCAAUGGAAGCGCAUUUCCCCUUCGCUUUCUGACAAUGGUUCUGUGGCGAACCAAACCGUUCAAGUCUUCUUCACAUUCCCGCCGACCUGGUUCUCUUACUCACAGCAUUUCACUCCUCUCUCCGUCGUUCCUCACACUUCCAUCUCUGGCCACAUGAACGAGCUUGCGUCAGGUCUUGUGUUUGGAGUAGCCGGACUUGGUAAAUUGUAUGUCGAGGCGCGCGUGACAGAGGCACUUAGUAAGAUUCAAGGAGGUGUUGAGAAGAUGGAGAAGAUGGAGAUUAUUGAGGGAUCGUCAAAGGCUGCGCGGAAGAAGCGGUAUAUGAUAAUGGGUCUGGUCACACUUGGUAUUCUCAUUUAUUCCAAUCAAAAUGUGCGACAGGUGCACAUUUCAAUAUUAUUGGACUUUUGCUCUGUGAUCACAACUGGAGGUGUUCAGAGUGACUCUGGGAUCGCUGCUCAAGGAAUGGCCCGACGUACAUGA
Messenger RNA from Suillus discolor, 1029 nucleotides. RefSeq lists its product as uncharacterized. Lineage: Eukaryota; Fungi; Basidiomycota; Agaricomycetes; Boletales; Suillaceae. The record is from RefSeq and is a predicted model, not a curated record. Bases 1 to 1029 code for a protein of 342 amino acids. The transcript is spliced from 5 exons.